AUGUCCAACGGGCACGCGACCGCAAAAGUGGAGGAUGCUUCCAAGGCACUCGAGCUGCUGGCAUCCUACAAGGCCAAGGAUGGCAUCUCAGUCCAAGAGUUGAUGGAUGAGAACAAGACGGGCGGCCUGACAUACAAUGAUUUCCUCCUCCUUCCGGGCUACAUUGGCUUCUCCGCUGCCACCGUCGACCUCACCUCGAAACUCACGCGCAACAUUACCCUCAAGACGCCCUUUACCUCCUCCCCCAUGGACACCGUCACCGAGCACAACAUGGCCAUCCACAUGGCUCUCCUGGGCGGUGUCGGGGUCAUUCACCACAACUGUUCAAUCGAAGAGCAGGCUGAAAUGGUGCGCAAGGUCAAGCGAUUCGAGAACGGCUUCAUUACCGAUCCCGUGGUCAUAUCCCCCAGCACCACCGUCGCCGAUGCCAUUGCUUUGAAGGAGAAGUGGGGCUUUGGUGGAUUUCCCGUCACCGAGGACGGCUCUCUCCGCAGCAAGUUGAUCGGAAUUGUCACUCCCCGUGACACGCAAUUUCACUCCAACCUCGACUCGCCCGUCACCGAAAUCAUGUCCCGCGAUCUCGUUACCGCCAAGGAGGGUGUCUCUCUCGCCGAAGCCAAUUCAAUCCUCUCGAAGUCGAAGAAGGGCAAGCUCCCCAUUGUUGACGGUCAAGGCAACCUCAUCUCUCUCCUCUCCCGCAGUGAUUUGAUGAAGAACCUCAACUACCCGCUCGCGACAAAAGUCCCCGGCACCAAGCAGCUCCUAUCUGCCGCCGCCAUUGGAACAAGGGAGAAUGACAAGGAGCGUUUGGCUGCUCUCGUUGAGGCCGGUCUGGACGUUGUCAUCCUCGACUCGUCUCAGGGGAACAGCAUGUACCAGCUCGGCAUGAUCAAGUGGAUCAAGGAAAACUACCCAAAGGUCGACGUCAUCGGCGGCAACGUCGUCACUCGCGAUCAGGCUGCCUCCCUCAUUGCCGCCGGUGUCGAUGGUCUUCGUAUUGGAAUGGGUGCUGGAUCAGCUUGCAUCACCCAAGAAGUCAUGGCUGUAGGCCGUCCUCAAGCCACAUCCGUUUUCCGCGUCACUGAAUUCGCCGCACGUUUUGGAAUCCCUUGUAUCGCUGACGGCGGUAUCCAAAAUAUUGGCCACAUUGUCAAGAGUUUGGCAUUGGGAGCCAGCACUGUCAUGAUGGGUGGUCUCCUCGCCGCCACGACCGAGUCUCCGGGAGCAUAUGUCGUCGGCCCAGACGGUCAGCUCCGCAAGACAUACCGCGGAAUGGGCUCCAUUGACGCCAUGGAGGACAAGAAGGCUGGCGGAGCAGGCGACAAGACCAACAACACUGCCAAGAACGCUGGAACUGCACGAUACUUUUCAGAGGGUGAUAAGCUAUUGGUCGCGCAGGGUGUUAGUGGAAGUGUAUUGGACAGGGGUAGCUUGACCAAGUUCCUGCCAUACCUGAUGACGGGUGUGCAGCAUUCUUUGCAGGACAUUGGUGUGGAGAGUCUGGUGGAGUUGCAGACAGCGGUUAAGCAGGGCGAUGUGAGGUUCGAGUUCCGCACGGCGAGUGCCCAGGCCGAGGGUAACGUCCAUGGUAUGGUUGGUGUAGAGAAGAAGUUGUACAGUUAG
Messenger RNA from Ramularia collo-cygni, 1623 nucleotides. Its product is annotated as probable IMP dehydrogenase/GMP reductase. Gene Ontology annotation, cellular component: cytoplasm. Lineage: Eukaryota; Fungi; Ascomycota; Dothideomycetes; Mycosphaerellales; Mycosphaerellaceae. Gene Ontology annotation, biological process: GTP biosynthetic process. The transcript has 2 exons. Bases 1 to 1623 code for a protein of 540 amino acids. Gene Ontology annotation, molecular function: IMP dehydrogenase activity. The record is from RefSeq and is a predicted model, not a curated record.